Molecule: messenger RNA, 5429 nt
Organism: Diatraea saccharalis (sugarcane borer)
Lineage: Eukaryota; Metazoa; Arthropoda; Insecta; Lepidoptera; Crambidae
Source: the annotation of a GenBank genome assembly
AUGAGACUUUCAACAAGUGAGGAGGUUCCCAGUACAACGGUGGGUCGCACUGGCAGUCCAGGUGGUGCGAUCGCAUUGCCAACUGCGCCGAGUGCAGGCGCAUACGAUGUGACACGCAUGCGGGAGGAAGAGUUCGAGAGGCUCACAGUAUAUAUAGUCCCUGAUGUGCCAUGCGAGCGUGGCACUCCUAACCGGGCUGAACGCACUCUACCCAGGAGCCUUACGCUCAGACCCUCUGCGGUACUAUCUACACCUAAUACACCAACGGAAGGUGUGUGGAGCAUCGGAGUUAUUCCCCGUGGCACCAGGUUCGGCCCUUUCGAAGGCACUAGAACACCAAACAAACCUAAUGAUAAAGUGUCUUGGAGGUAUUACUGGAGGAUUUUCAAAGAUAGCGACUAUUAUUACCUGGACGGCUCAGACACGAGUGUUGCGAACUGGAUGCGAUAUGUAGCGUCUGCCUACUCCCUCUCCGUCAUGAACCUUGUUGCAUGCCAGCACCAGGAGCACAUAUACUUCUAUACCAUCAGGGAUAUCAUGCCGAAUGAAGAGCUGAUGGUUUGGUACUGCAAAGAUUUUGCCACUAGACUUGGAUACGAUAUUGAUCCUGAACGAGCCACUUAUUCUAUUUGUAAGGAAGAAACUAUCAAAAAAGCUUACGGAUUGCCACCUGCACCAGUUCACCCGGAGAUAGCAUUUAACCACAUGAAAUAUGUUCUUGGUUUAACAAAUACAAAAGAAUUAUUGGAAACCGAAAUCCCGAGUCGUCGAAGAAAAAGGGAAUCUAAUGAAAAACCAUUAAAUGAGAAUUUCAAUUCUCCCCUUGAAGAACCACGCUGCAAAAAUGAGCGAACAAUUAUCAGGACUGAUUUAUCCACCAGUAUCUUACACAACAAGGCUGACAAUCUAAUUAAAAGAGAAAUUGCUCCCAUAUCACCUCCUACGCUAAUGCAGCCACCUUCACCAGUCAAAAUCCAUCAUAGAGAUAAUUCAGCCUUAAUAAUUCAUCAGCACAAAGAAAGCACGUCUCACGUUGUUAUACAUCAAAUGGAGAAUUCGAGAAUGCAUGGCAGUAGAUCACCUGUCCCUAAUCAACACUUGAGAGAUAUGCGAGGCCCUUCUCCUAUGGCCCAAACUCACCAAGACAAAUUAGGUAGCAAAUCACCAGGUCUCACUCAUUGUGGUCCACCACAUUAUGAACCUCAAUUAACUCCAAAUGACGGUUCAGUAAGAUCAGAUGAAGGUUAUCACAGCAAUGGCUAUCAUGAUGAAUUUACGCCACCAGAAGAUUCCAGUGACUCGGAUGUAGAGAACUAUGUAUUAGAUUGUUCCAACAAAACUAACGAACCCAAGGAAACAGUGAUUGUUCAAAAAAUAGACCAGGAAAUGCAUCGGAAUGAAUACAGAAAAGUGAAAAUAAAGAUGCCUAGAGCAUAUCAGUAUCAAAAUCUCAAGGAAAUGGACUGUGAGAGUGAAAAAGAGUUGAUUAUAGCGGAAGAGAUUGCCAACACUUCACCACAAAAUUUAUCACCACCUCGUCGAGAUCCAGCUACAUCUACAGUUAUAGUUCUAGAGCCAUCACACAAUACCGUUAUACCAAUUCCGAAGCCAUACUAUGAAGAUGGUACUCUAUCUCCAUCACCACAACCAGCAUUCAUGAGAUACUCUCCACCAGACACUAGGAUUUUAGAAACAAUCUUAACGGGAAAUCGAAUCGAUACAAAUAACAAUGACCCUAAUAGAAGGCAGCCAAACGCUACACCACCACCAUCGUCGCCUACAGAAAUGGCUUACUCUUACAAGAAAAGUCAAAGAUAUGGUAAUGCAUGUAGUCCCGAUUCCAGUUCCAAUUUGACACCGCUACCAUCUCUUCUACCACUACCGCAACAGCUACCAACACCAAGCGCUGCAUCAGUAUACUCAUCGUCUCCUCCACAUUCCAUACCACAUACGACAGAAAUAAGAGAAAUCAGAGAAAUAAGGGAAAUAAGGGAGACGCGAUAUGAAAGUCACUAUCCAAAUUAUUCUUAUAAUAUUUAUUCCCCGCCAAACUCAACAAUUAUAACCCAACUAGGUUCUCCACCGAACUCUUAUUCGCCUACAAUAACUUCGUCGCACCAAUAUGAGAGAUCUCAAAACGCACAAAGUCAUCAUUAUCCUUCAUCUACGAGUGUAAUAACUUUAAAAAAUUGCUCACAAUUAAGUUUAAUACAGAAUUCAAAUGUAAAUAGUCAAUUAGUACCAUCACACGAUACCGUCGACAAAGACUGCCACGAUAGAGAGGGGCACGAGCCAUAUGAAGUUCACUCUCCUGGCGGGCCGGUGGGCGCCGGUGGGGCGCGAGUGGCCAUGUCGCACUCUGAGCUGAUGGGAGGGCACGCGCACUCGACGACGCCGCAUCUAGGGCCGGCACACGCGCCACCGUCACCGCAGUACCGUGCGCUACCUGAUCAUGAACCACCGCAUUAUGCGCCGCAAGCAGCUGAGCCGCGCCCUAGCGUCAUCGAGUCCAGCCAGCCCCUCAUCAUUGAGUGCACCUGAACCUAUCCACGCGCGCACCACGCGCUACCCGGACGCGUGUUUCCCCGCCGCACAAUGUGAUUACAUGUGAUCAAAUAAAGUAUUUGUGAAAAGACAAUUGGCGAGCUUGUAGCCUCGUCAUGUCAAGUGGCUAUGAGAUUACGAUAUGAACUUUAUUUUUUGUACAUUUGUAAAAAACUCCUAGUCUGUAAGAACUACGCGUUGUUUAUAAGUACUAAGUACUUACGUAGAUAUAGGUUGUUGUACUAUAUUAUUUUAAGCAUUUUCGUAAUUAUGUUUAAGGAUUCAGCAGCCUUUGUUUAUAUUAAUGCUCAAGUUUAUACAUAAAAAUUAGAUUUUUAUUGUAAAUAGUAUCUUUUGUGACAUCGAGUUUAUUUAAUUUCAAUAGUUUUUACUAUCCUUUAUAAUUAAUUACCGUAUAUAAGACGACUACACGACCUGCAAGCAAACUUGCAAAAUAUGUAGAGUCAGUCUUAACGGAGCGGUAAGCAGGUGCAGAUAAAUUCUAUUAAAUUAAAUUUGGGAUACUCGAGAUUUUUAUGCCAUCAAACAAAGCUCAAUAAUAUUUCUCAAAUUCCACCAAAGACAGAUAUAUUUCAUGCCACAUUUUCUUAUGAUGAGUAAUAUAAAUCCAAUAAAUUAAUUCUAAGCAGAACCGAGCAUCGUUUUAAAAAUUCAAAUAUAACAUGCAAUUAGUUCCGAGUGCCAAAUGUGCACGUUAAUAAUUAUUUAAGUUAUCCUAAAAGAUUUUGAAUGAAUAGUAUUUUAAAUCAUUGUUCCUAACGAAUAAUCGGAGAGUAAAUGUAUAUGUGCAACAUUCUAAUUCUAAUGUUAAUAUUAGAUUAAAUUUAAAUCGACGAAUUGUGUACAUUUCCCCUACGCUAGAACAAAUGGUGCUUCUUAAAGUAGAUUAAUAGUCAUCAAAGGCCUGCGCGCUAGUUGACUGUCUACUACUUAUAAUAUUAAUCACACCGAGUCUACUAGUUACUAUUUUAUAUUCCAAAUUUCAAUUAAUUAUGAUUCUCCUAUUUGAAAAGGCUGAGAUAAAUGUAUAAUGUAAUGUUUGGCGAAUAUUGAUAAUAAGCAAUGGUUUACAUGAUGUGUAAGAAUCGUUGAGAGUAAUCUUAAUCAAGUGGGAAGGAAUGGCUUAUACGUGAUGUAAAACCAAACAAGCUUUUUGUAUACAUAUUUCUAUAGUACUAUUAAGGUUUUUACAUGCAACCCCUUUUAGAUUUACGUACCCGUAUAUUUUAUACUUACAUUUUACAAAACAAAUAUUUGUAUUGGACAAAAAUGUUAUGAGAAUUAUUUCGAUUAUUUAAUAGGUAAAAAUCUUAUGAAUGUUACUUAAAAUUACAAAUUUGAAUUGUUAAUCAGCACUUAAAAUGAGAUUAAUAGUAACGAAGAAGAUUAUUUUCAAAGGUUAAACUUAUUUAGGAGAACAAUGCACACCUUUCAAUACCAUUGUAAUUAUUUAAUUCUUAACGUAAAGUACAGGGUUUGAUUGGUUUUGUUGAUACAAUGAUUAAUUAUUAGUCGAAAAAGCUAACUUCAUUUGAAACUGAGCAUUGGUUUUCAAAGGCAACAAUUAUUGAUCAACAUAAUAAUCUUCAGAAUUUCUGUGACUGAAAAAUUAUAAACACUUAAAAUCAACAAAUUCAAUAAUUAUGCACUUUUAUUUCAUAAUUUUUAUUAAUGUGUUAUUAGUAAAUAUUGUAUUAAAAGCUCCAUUACUUCUCGCCAUUCCUAAUGUUAUUAAAUAUAUUUUGCGAUCAACCAUUAUAUUGUCUAAAUUAAAUACAGAAUACAGCAUAUGCUACAGAACUCUUGUAAUAAUAACGAAGCCAUGCUAGUAAAAACUUGUUACCUGUCCAUUUUUACAAAAAUGCAAUGGUUAUAUGCGGCUGGAAUUUUUUUUAUCUAAAUAACAUUAUCGAAUUAUCAUGUUAUACCAGCGAUGGAGCAAUAUAUGCAAUCUAAUAACUCAAAAUUUCAGAAUUAUAAAUCAACUGUACUUAUUUUGCAAUUUUUUUUAAUCAUCUAUAUAUACAAUAGCAUUUUUAAAUGAAUUCACUGUAAAUAAUCGGACGAGGGGAUAAUCUUUAUUCGGUGUUCUAUAGUAACUAAAAUCAGUUAUAAAACCAUCAUAACUAUUUACGAAACUUGUAUAAAAAUAAAUCUAACAUCUAAGGAAAAAUAGUUCAUAAAUAAGUAUAUAUAUACCCAUUAAUGGGUUCUGCAAAGUAAGCAAUAUGAUGUAACUGCAUGUAUCAGCAAGUUGAGCUACAAUAUUUAUAUAUAAAGGACUCGCAUACAAUUUAUAAUGAGUAAUAUUAUCAUAAUAAUGCGCCAGAAAUGUACCUACUGUAAAGACCUGUAAUUUUGUACACCAUGAUCGAUAAUUGUUUAUAACACCAAAUCCAUUAAAACAGGAGUAAAGAUAUAAUCGUAGUUUCAAUGUUUACCUUUCUGCAGUGACCUCCCCGAAUAUUAACUUUUAUAUAACACUAGCUGUUUUCAGGGGACUUUAUCUCAUGGCCGAGUAAGUUAUAUAAUCCAGUAGUUUCGGAGCCUAUUCCAUGUAAUUAAAAAAUCAAAUCUCUCCUCUUUAUAAUUAGUAUAAGCACGUAUACACGUAUAAGGCUGUAUACAUAAACAACAAAUGUUAAGUAGCAACUGUUUUGUAAGUAGAACUACCUAUUUCUUUUCUCUUAUUUUUUUAUUACGAAAUAUCUGCUAGCAGGUUUUUUUUAUUAACGAUAUCUUCGUCAAUAGUAGAUAAAUUUUGAUGAUUUUUUUUUUAUUGAAUGUGGUGGAUAAUACUUACUUUGAUAUUUUAUUGAACCAGAACAAGUUUUAUUUUUAUACCAAAAUAAGGGAAAGUGUGA